AUGUCCACUGCAUUUUCGCUGGCCCCUACGCCCACUGGCGUUGGCCUCGGCUACGGAAUCGCCAUUGCCGUGAGUAUUCUGGUCCUAAUCUCUACCAUUAUGCUUACUUCUUACAUAUGUAUUCGGGUUAAAGCUAAUGCUAGUAGCCGUGCCAGCGUCACCGAGGAUGAUACAAUUAGUGGAUCUAGCUCUCGCAUCCACAACUCUGUCGAGCCAGUUGUUCUGGUUUUGGGCCUCGACGGGUUUGUUGUCGAGUCGUAUCCUAAGAUUGUUCUGGGGGAGAGUUUGAGACUGCCUAGGCCCAACAACGGCCCAUGUUCUAUCUGUUUGUCUGAGUAUCUUCCUAAAGAUUUGGUACGGUGCAUUCCAGAUUGUCAUCACUAUUUCCAUGCUGAUUGUGUUGAUGAAUGGCUGAAGAUGAAUGCCACUUGUCCUCUGUGUAGAAGUUCACCGGCCCUUUCUAAGGGUCCCACACCUCUGGCUACUCCUUUGUCUGAGUUGGUGCCCCUGGCGUUCCAUGCCAGGUGA
This is a messenger RNA of Pistacia vera, 528 nucleotides long. Its product is annotated as putative RING-H2 finger protein ATL69. The record is from RefSeq and is a predicted model, not a curated record. NCBI's taxonomy places the organism in Eukaryota, Viridiplantae, Streptophyta, Magnoliopsida, Sapindales, Anacardiaceae. Bases 1 to 528 code for a protein of 175 amino acids. Gene Ontology annotation, biological process: protein ubiquitination. Gene Ontology annotation, molecular function: transferase activity. The transcript has a single exon.